Arachis duranensis is the source of this 1313-nucleotide messenger RNA. RefSeq lists its product as uncharacterized. NCBI's taxonomy places the organism in Eukaryota, Viridiplantae, Streptophyta, Magnoliopsida, Fabales, Fabaceae. The transcript has 4 exons. The record is from RefSeq and is a predicted model, not a curated record. Bases 451 to 942 code for a protein of 163 amino acids.
ACGCGCAGCACCUUCUUGGCCUCUCCUCUCUCAGUCUCACUCAGCCACUCUCCUCCUUCCUCUCAUCGAGCUCCACCUCACUCCUUCAUUUCCCUCUCUGAACGAACACACUGAAGAACACAGAGAAGACAGAAGAGAACUCGAACGCAGCUUGGAGGAAGCACCGAAGCAGCCAUCUCUCGUCGCCGUUCCUCAACGUCCAGCCACCGCCGCUGCUACAGCUUCGGCGCAACGUCGCCCUUGUUCGCCGCGCAUCCGCCUCCUUUUUGGCCAACCCUUGUUCGAGCUGCUUAGCCCUCUGUUCAGUCCUCUACGCCGCGUGUUCGAGCCUCUGUUCCGCGGCCUUUCAGCCACCGUUCCGCCAUUGUCUGCCUCCAUUCAGCCAUCUCCGUCGCGAUUUAAAGCUCCUCCCUUUCCCUGUACUCAGAACGCUCCAUCCUAGGAUGCAAGAUGAAAGCGAGGGUUGUUUGUAGGAAAAUCUAUGAUUACAUACGCUAUGAUCUCAAAGAGAUUGCUUUCCCAUCGUCUUUGCCUGACCCUCCUAACAUUAAAAAGCGUCGCAAAUUGACCUGGGACCAGCGUAUUUGGGUUUUAAAGAGAGCUACUAGGCUUUAUGCUGCAAGCUGGGUUCGGGACAUUGGUCCUGAUCUUCGGCCAGCACAUUAUAAGAAGGAUGAAAUGACCGAAGAACCCAAUGAUGAAAAGAAACCUGCUAAAGGAAGAGAGCCUUCAACACUGGAGGAUCUUGCUGUAGCUGCCAGAGGUGGAAUGGAGACUCUCAGACCUGCCUUGCAGCGCGUGUACAUGACCAGAGCUUCUGCAUACAGAGACGCUCUUAAAAGCUUCAUAGUAGGUUACCAAGAAGGUGUUCAACAAGUAAUGGAGAAGAAAGAAGAUUCCAAAAGUCAAGAAGAUGCUCAUGUGCCCAAAAAAUCAGCUUGAAAUUUCUUGUGUCAAGCAGCAGCGGCAGCAGUAACAACAACAAAGCCUGGUCGACUACAUAGAUCAAACGACGUCACAGUGAGUUGGUUUACACAGAGAAUUUUUUUACCACCUCAAGUAUGGUAAAUUUCUUGUAUCAAGCAAUGCUAUUUUUCACUCUUAUUUAAACACAACUGUGCAGAAGUUGCCAACUUUAUCUUGAACUAAAGGUUUUGAUGUACAUAAGUACAUUGUACUGAACAGAUAUAAUUGAGCAUUUCAAAAUAGUGAAAUGCUUGAUUGGACACUUAUACCCUUCAUAUUCUACAGUACACUCCUACCAAAAUACCCAUUAAAUCGUUUGAUGAAUCUUGCUAUCAAUUGUAUACUCU